Bacidia gigantensis is the source of this 2070-nucleotide messenger RNA. RefSeq lists its product as uncharacterized. Lineage: Eukaryota; Fungi; Ascomycota; Lecanoromycetes; Lecanorales; Ramalinaceae. Bases 1 to 2070 code for a protein of 689 amino acids. The transcript has a single exon. The record is from RefSeq and is a predicted model, not a curated record. Gene Ontology annotation, molecular function: protein binding.
AUGCCCAACGUCAGUCCUGCCGGCAAGCAUUCGCUCCAGGCCCGUCUCCUUCACGAAAUCAAAGAGAUAGAGAGCGACCCUUAUCCCAACGUCAUCUUUCAUUCAAACGAUUCAGUGACGGAAGCUUGUCUGAUACUCACCCCCGAUGGAGGAUGUCCGCUCCACCUUCGCAUGAAAUUGGCCGAUUAUCCACUGAAAGCACCUGUCGUAACAAUUCAGUCUCAGAUCGACCACCCCAACGUAUUUGACAGCUACAUAUGCGCGUCCAUUCUGAACACAGCGGAGGGUUAUACACCUGCAUACACGCUCAAGGGCAUCGCCAUCCAGCUGCUCAGUUUCUUUAAUAGCGAUAGCUUGGAGCAGGAUCAUGAGCGGCACAGCAUCACUCUCGGCUCAUACAAAGAUGGUUACGCGCGGGCACUGGGAAAGUUCUUCUGUAAAGAUUGCGCAUAUUCUGAGAUGGAUAUCGCGAACAAUAUCAAGUACAAUCGUAUCGGGCUUCAGAGUUACAUGAAGCCCCUGCCUUGGCUCCCCAAUAAAAUUGCGAAGACCGUGCAGAGCGAGCCUAGAGAGCCCGCCGGGUCAAAUCUCAUGGAGAUUGACGACAACGUCAAGCCUCUGAUGACCGGCAUGCUAGCUUUACCUGACGAGCUCCUUCUGCAAAUCCUCAAAGAUCUCCGUCCCGAACAACUCACUGUCCUGAGUCAAGCCUCCUCCCGUAUCAAAGCAACCCUGCAGUCCUACGACUUUCUCCGUCUCAGUGAGCUCAAAUGCUUCGUUCUCAAAGAGUCAUUCCUCUCCACUGCCCUCGGCAUCGGCGUCUCAAUCGUGAAGAGGGGUCAAACCGGCACACUCAGUUCCGAAUUCGACCUUGUUUCUCUGAAAGCCGUAGAGGAUUGUAGUAUUCACAAUUCCAUCCAUGGGCAACGCUUUCAAUGCUGGCUUCCUCUCGCCCUUUCGCCUCGGCAUUGGCGACGAGUACGCCGUUUACUCCCAGACAUUUUUGGAAAGAUGGCAAAAGAAGCAGGCCUUAAGGAGACCAAUGGAUUUGGAGUCCUGUCGCAUUUCCUGAGCGACAUCGUCGUGAAAUUCAGCCAGGCAACCGAGCAUGUCACUCCAAAACGGCACAACUACGGCAAUGCAAACAACAAGUCGACCCUCGCGCACGCAUCUGAGAAAGCAGUAGAAGCCUACUUCGCCCUCUUCCACCUCCUCCUCUCCCUCGCAGUCUGCAACCCCUCCAUCGUUCACACAGCCAACACAAUGAUCUCCUCCUUCCUCUCCACGCCCAGCGCGACCUCCAAAUCCGCCUGCCCCAAUCUCGGCAUCUUACUCACCGCCACCCUCAUCAGCUCCACGGGCCUCACCCCAACCCUCAUGCGCGCCAUCAUCAAAGAAGCCGUUUGCAGGAACGUCGUCUGGAUGCUCAACGCGCACCCUGAACUCGCUUACCUGGAGGCUGACCCCAUCUCGGAUUAUCGGCUCAAGAUGACCUAUAUGGCCUCGACGACUUCGUACAAUCUGCUCAUGUUCUGCAGCCUUUUCGCGCGCUGCGCUCGUCCUGAUCCGUCCGUUCCCCUCGCUAGCCUUCGCGAUAGCCUCUUCGAGACCCAUGGCGCCCCGCCGGCUGGAAUGGCGGAGUAUAUCGCUAGCGAGAUCAGACGCAUCAAACUUGUUGAUGCUUUUCCUGCGUUUAUGAAGGAGGUGGGGUUGGGCGCCGAGGGGGAUAUGCCGAGUAAAUCCGAGUUUACGGCGUUCUUGCGGAGGAUGGUGGGGGAGAGUGAGGGGAAAGGGUAUCAUGUGUGUAGGUAUACUCCUGUGCAGCUGGUAAGUAUGAGGGAGGAUAAGGAGCCAGGGAUUUUGGGGAGGGCAAAGACGGGGGCGGCGGCGGCGGGGAGGGGGGAGAGGGAGCUAAGGGUUAUGAGGGGACGGGAGCUGGGGGGUAUGAAUGCGUGGAGCUUUUUUCCCGGUUUGAAGGGGGGUGGGAAGGGUGAGGGGAAUGGGAAUGGGAAUGGGAAUGGGCGUGGUGCUCGUCUGGGGAUGUAUGGGGCGAAGUAUGGGAGGCGGUGA